Molecule: messenger RNA, 1455 nt
Organism: Diaporthe citri
Lineage: Eukaryota; Fungi; Ascomycota; Sordariomycetes; Diaporthales; Diaporthaceae
Exons: 8
Coding region: 1-1455 (484 amino acids)
Biological process (GO): transmembrane transport
Cellular component (GO): membrane
Molecular function (GO): transmembrane transporter activity
Source: RefSeq, a predicted model, not a curated record
AUGGCAACAGAUACGGUUCCCAGGCAGAAAUGGUGGAAGAUGCAAUGGUAUUCCGAUGAUGACACGCCCGAGGAGCGCAAAUUCAUCAUCAAGCUGGAUCUGAUAGUGGUCCCGUAUGCCGUCCUUGCAUACUGGGUAAAAUACAUAGACCAGGCAAACUUGAACAAUGCCUACGUUGGAGGAAUGAAGGAGGAGCUUGGUUUCAAAGGAAAUGAGCUCGUGGAACUCCAGACGAUGUACACUGUUGGCGCUGUUGUAGGCAUGGUACCCUUCAUGUUUAUCUUCACUUAUGUCCCUAUGUACUGGACUAUUCCAGCCAUGGACGUGCUUUGGGGACUAUUCACCCUGCUGCAAUAUCGCGCACACUCGUUCGGAGAGAUGGCUGCCUACCGCUUCUUAGCCGCUUUCUUCCCGGCAAUGCAUUAUGUAUUCGGCUCUUGGUAUCGAGGACACGAGAUAGCCCGAAGAGGCGGCAUCUUCUACACGGGCUUGAACCUCGGAACUCUGACGGCCGGUCUCAUCGCAGCCGGAGCCUCGCACCGCCUGGAAGGAGUUCAGGGGAUGUCUGGCUGGAGAUGGAUGUACAUCAUCUGCGCCAUCAUCACUAUUCCUAUUGGGAUCCUCGGCUAUUUCUUGUUGCCAGGCACCGUCGAACAGCCAAACCGCUGGAUACUCAACGACCAUGACAUCAAGAUCGCCAAAGCCCGACUCGAGCGCGGUGGCCACGUCACCCGGGGGAAGUUCAAGCUCGGCCACCUGAAGCAGAUCUUCCUCAGCCCGCAGUUCUGGACCGUUGUCCUCGUGGACGUGCUGUUCUGGAACGCCGGGAUUCACAAGAGUACCGGCAGCUUUCUCCUCUGGAUCAAGAGCCUGGGGCGAUACAGCCCAGCCCAGGUCAACGAGAUGGGGACCAUCGCACCGGCGUUGGGAAUCCUGUACAAUCUCGUGGCCUGCUUCCUAUCGGACUUGGUCCUGGGCCCGGCUUGGGCGAUCACCUUCUCCUCGCUCUGGAACGUCACCGGUCUCAUCAUGCUCGUUGUAUGGGACAUUCCCGAAGGCGCAAAGUGGUUCGCGUUCGCAACCAUGUACUGGUCGAAUGCGCUCUCGAGUGUCUUGCAUGGCUGGGUCAACACCAUCCUUCGCGACUCCCCUGAGCAGCGGUCCUUCACACUGGUCCUGAUCACCAUCAUCGCCCAGUCGUCGACGGCUUGGACACCCCUGCUCACCUUCCCUACGGUCGAGUCCCCAAACUACCCCAAGGGUUUCUCUUUCUGCCUUGGCUGCGCUGUGUCUCUGAUUGUGGCGACCCACAUCCUAGACGUUUACAUUAAGCGCAAAGAGAAAGCAAAACUCGUCCAACUCGGAAGCGACAGCGAUCGUGGGGACAGCGUCAGAGCUGCUCCAGGGGUGGCAUCCGGCAAGGGGGCGGGUGCGGAUGUUGCAAUAGUCCACUAA